AUGGGCCUAUUACUCAACAAAUUAUUUGUAUUUAAUAUAACGGAGAACGGUUUAUCCGAAAAUUCAACGGAAAAAGAUCGCGACAGCAAUGAACUGGCACUGGCGGAGAUUACGCUCAUUGUGGAGCCGAGUAAUUUUUCUCAUAUUGCAAACGCAGUGACUGCAAAGGAUGCAUGGGAUUCGUUAAUGGCCGCGUAUGAAGACAGCGGUUUAAUUCGCAAGGUAGAGCUUUUAAAAAAGCUGGUGCAGUUAAGGCUGGAACAGUUCCAAUCGGUACAGGAUUAUGUGAACGAGAUGGUCAUGACGUCAAUAAAGUUGCAAAAUGCAGGUCUGGACGUAGGUGAUGAACUGGUGGCAUCAUUAUUGCUUGCUGGGUUGCCUAAUGAGUAUCAAGCACUCGUUAUGGCUAUGGAGAAUUCGAAAGCGAAAUUAACUUUCGAUAGCGUUAAAA
Bactrocera neohumeralis is the source of this 451-nucleotide messenger RNA. RefSeq lists its product as uncharacterized. The transcript has a single exon. The record is from RefSeq and is a predicted model, not a curated record. The annotation marks the transcript as partial. Lineage: Eukaryota; Metazoa; Arthropoda; Insecta; Diptera; Tephritidae.